UGGUCCUGAUGAACACCAAUGCAUUUCAGGGAUCAUGCUGGAGGGAAUGAUAAAAUAAAGCAGCUUGUUCCUGGAAUAAAAAUUUAUGGUGGAUCAGUUGAUAAUGUGAGCGGUUGUACAGAUAAAGUUGAAAAUGGUGACAGGGUAUCCCUUGGUGCUGAAAUCAGCAUAUUAUCUCUUCACACACCAGCCCACACAAAAGGUCAUAUAAGCUACUAUGUAACCGACAAAGAGGGAGAGGAUCCUGCUGUUUUUACUGGGGAUACAUUGUUUAUUGCUGGUUGCGGCAAGUUUUUUGAAGGCACUGCAGAACAAAUGUAUCAAUCACUGUGUGUGACACUAGGUUCUUUGCCAAAGCCAACUCGGGUAUAUUGUGGUCAUGAGUACACGGUAAAAAAUUUGCAGUUUGCAUUAACAGUUGAACCUGGCAAUGCCAAAAUUGCACAAAAGUUGGCAUGGGCUGAGCAUCAGAGAAGAGUAGGCCAUCCAACUAUUCCAUCAACCAUUCAGGAAGAAUUUGAGAGUAACCCAUUCAUGCGGGUUGAUCUUCCAGAGGUUCAGGAGAAAGUGGGGUGCAAGUCUCCUGUUGAAGCCUUGCGUGAAAUCAGGCUGCGAAAGGAUAAUUGGAAGGGCUGAACGAUAUCAUGAGUCCAAGUAUAAUGUAAUUAAUGGUUCAUGUUUGUGCAUCUAAUAAGGUGGAACUGUCAACCGACAAGUUAAAUUAAACGUGUUGGAAGUGUGCAUUUUCAAUGUUUUGUCUUCAGCAUCAUAAUUCUGACAUUUACUUGGAAUUUCAGCAGGAAAAAAAAAGAGAUUUAAUUGGAAUGUAUCUGUGUAUUGAGAGCA
Capsicum annuum is the source of this 846-nucleotide messenger RNA. Its product is annotated as hydroxyacylglutathione hydrolase cytoplasmic. The record is from RefSeq and is a predicted model, not a curated record. The coding region runs from base 19 to 636 and encodes 205 amino acids. NCBI's taxonomy places the organism in Eukaryota, Viridiplantae, Streptophyta, Magnoliopsida, Solanales, Solanaceae. The transcript has 5 exons. Gene Ontology annotation, molecular function: hydroxyacylglutathione hydrolase activity.